AUGGAGGAACAAAACUGGAUAAGAGGACCAAUCAUAGGCCGAGGCUCAACCGCCACUGUCUCACUAGCAAUCACAAACUCCGGUGAAUUCUUCGCCGUCAAAUCCGCUGAGUUUUCUUCAUCGGCGUUUCUGCAGAGAGAACAAACGAUUUUGUCGGAUUUGAGCUCUCCUUACGUUGUCAAGUACAUUGGGUCUAAUAUAACGACGGAGAAGGACAAAAUGAUGUAUAAUCUCCUGAUGGAAUAUAUUUCCGGCGGGAGUGUUCACGAUUUGAUCAAGAAUUCCGGCGGGAAGUUGCCGGAGCCGACUAUUAGAUCCUACACGCGUCAGAUAUUAAAAGGUUUGAUGUAUCUUCACGACCAAGGGAUUGUUCAUUGCGAUUUGAAGAGCCAGAAUGUUAUGAUCGGAGGAGAAACUGCGAAGAUCGCCGAUUUGGGCUGUGCUAAAAUGGCGGAAAAUGGGAACUUGGAAUUUUCCGGUACACCGGCAUAUAUGUCACCGGAGGUGGCGCGUGGUGAAGAACAGAGCUUUCCGGCUGAUGUGUGGGCUUUGGGAUGUAUGGUGAUUGAGAUGGCUACUGGGUUUAGUCCUUGGCCGGAGCUAAACGACGUCGUCGCUGCGAUUUACAAGAUUGGUUUCACCGGUGAGUCUCCGGAGAUUCCGGAAUGGUUAUCGGAGAAAGGUAAAGACUUUUUGAAGAAAUGUCUGAGAAAAGAUCCGAAGCAGAGAUGGGCCGUUGAAGAAUUGCUUCAACACCCGUUUCUCGAAGAAGACAAAGACGACCAAUCUCAAACUCAGUCCCGUGAUUGUCUGAAUUCUUCUUCUCCUAGUACUGUGUUGGAUCAAGGUUUCUGGGAUUUAUGCGAAACCUCGAGAAGUCCAUUGAUUCAAGCGGAUCACGAAGACCCAUUCGCAAAUUCUUCGAAUAUGUGGGAUUCUUUACUGGCUGAUCGAAUCAAGAAACUCGCCGGGGAAGAGAAUUCCGGCGAGCCAGAGUGGAUUACGGCGGAGGAGGGUGACGACGGUUGGAUCGAAGUUAGGGGAAACGAAACCGGAGAGAUAGAGAAACGUGAUGAAGAAGAAUGUGUGAAUUGCGUUGAAGCAACGUCAUCGGAGGAAAACGAAGUUGGAGGAUUUGAGAAUUGGAUCUGGGAUCAAGAAGACAGCUUGUUCUUGGAAUAUUCUUCCACUGAGGACAACAUUUUUUAUUUUUACUCUAAUAACUUCUUUGAAGAAGAUAAUAUAAUUCUAUACUAUGAUGAUCAUCUUACAGAUGGCUUUGUACCCAAAAACGAUAAUUUUCGUUAUAAUAACAAGAAAACCCAUUUCUUCGGCCACAUUACAAUUGAUUCGACAUCGUUUUAG
Messenger RNA from Thlaspi arvense, 1365 nucleotides. The record is from the annotation of a GenBank genome assembly. Lineage: Eukaryota; Viridiplantae; Streptophyta; Magnoliopsida; Brassicales; Brassicaceae.